Molecule: messenger RNA, 2417 nt
Organism: Ailuropoda melanoleuca (giant panda)
Lineage: Eukaryota; Metazoa; Chordata; Mammalia; Carnivora; Ursidae
Gene: SDR42E2
Product: short chain dehydrogenase/reductase family 42E, member 2
Exons: 12
Coding region: 509-2368 (619 amino acids)
Biological process (GO): steroid biosynthetic process
Molecular function (GO): oxidoreductase activity, acting on the CH-OH group of donors, NAD or NADP as acceptor
Source: RefSeq, a predicted model, not a curated record
GCAGGCUGCAGGCUGCCCGGAGAGGAACGUGCAGGGGUGGAGGGGGGAACAGACGGGUAGGGAAGGGGGUGAAGAAACAUUGUUUCUUGGAGUUCUAGGACCACUGUGCGGUAGGAUAGGCCUGGCGCGCAGGCGCUUUGCGUCCUUUCCCCACCAGGAGCUAGGCCCAUUGCACCCCCUGCCUGUUCGACCGGCCUCAGUCUCCCCGCUGUGAAAGCCUGCGGCCGCCGCCCUAAACAACACGGGCGUUCUCGCGCAGGGAGCGGGGCGGCGCGGAGAGGGAGCGCAGCGGACACGGAGAGCGGGAGACGCGGGUGGGGCGGUGCAGGGCGAGCGAGGGGCGGGCGCUGCGGGGCGGUCCUAGCCCAGCCCGGCCCCGCCCCGGGAGGCGGCCGUCCCGCAGCGCCCGGGCUCCGCGCGGAGACUGUGGACAGAGCGCCGGGAGCACGCAGCGCCGCGGGAGCCCGGCCGGGUGGACAGAUCCUCGGUCCACAUGGCUCAGUAGAGGAUGAAGCCCAACCCAGCAGGCUCCUCCCCAGAAGCCUGCAAAGCUGCAGGCCGGGGCGAGAAGAGCUGCCCUGUCUGCCAGGCCUGGGGAGGAGUGUCAGGCCUGGGGUCUGAGUCCGGGCCUGGGCCCGGGCCUGGUGCAGUUUCAGGACCUGGACCAGGGCCUACUACUGUUCUGGGGCUGGGGCUGGGGCCUGGUGCUGUGUCAGGACCUGGGUUGGGGCCUGGUAUGGUUCUAGAACCUGGACCAGGGUUUGGUGCUGUGUCCAGACCUGGGCCAGGGCCUGGUGUGGUUCUAGAACCUGGACCAGGGCCUGUUGCUGCUUCAGGACCUGGACCAGGGCCUGGUGCUGUGUCUGGACCUAGGCCAGGGCCUGUUGCUGCUUCAGGACCUGGACUGGUGCAUGGUGCUGGGUCUGGACCUGUGCCGGGGCCUGGUGCUGUAUCCAGACCUAGGCCAGGGCCUGGUGCUGCUUCAGGACCUGGGCCGGGUCUGGGGCUUGGGUCAGGAGCUGGUUCAGUACCUGGGCCGGUACCUAGGCCAGGAGCUGCACCAUUACCUGGGCCAGGGGUAGAGCCUGGGCCCAGACGAGGGUCCCAGACGGGAACUGGGCCCAAACCCAGUGAGCCAGAGAUGGCCCCCACAUCAGCACUGCAGCAGAAGACUCAGGCCACACACAUGCAGGCCCCUCGGCAGAAGGUUCUGGUGACUGGAGGAGGAGGCUACCUGGGCUUUAGCCUGGGUUCCAGUCUGGCCAAGAGUGGCAGUUCUGUCCUACUGCUUGACAUCCGCAGACCGCGGUGGGAGCUGUCCCCGGGGACCGAGUUCAUCCAGGCGGAUGUCCGCAAUGAAGAAGCCCUGUAUCGUGCCUUCGAAGGGGUGGACUGUGUCUUCCACGUGGCAUCCUAUGGAAUGUCCGGGGCUGAGAAGCUGCAAAAAGAGCAGAUUGAGUCUAUAAAUGUUGGAGGCACCAAGCUAGUGAUCAAUGUUUGUGUCCGUCGGCGGGUCCCAAGGCUCAUCUACACCAGCACCGUCAAUGUCGUGUUCGGCGGGAAGCCCGUAGAGCAGGGUGAUGAGGACUCUGUGCCAUAUUUCCCACUGGAGAAGCACAUGGACCACUACUCACGAACCAAAGCCAUCGCUGACCAGUUGACCCUCAUGGCCAACGGAACACCUCUCCCAGGAGGAGGCACUCUGCGCACGUGCGUGCUCCGGCCCCCAGGGAUCUAUGGCCCUGAAGAGCAGAGGCACCUGCCCCGAGUAGCGAGCCACAUCAAGAAGAGGCUAUUCAUGUUCCGAUUUGGGGACUGCAGGACGCGGAUGAACUGGGUGCACGUGCGCAAUCUGGUGCAGGCGCACGUGCUGGCAGCCGAGGCCCUCACCGCGGCCAAGGGCUACGUGGCUAGUGGCCAGGCGUACUACAUCAAUGAUGGGGAGAGUGUCAACCUCUUUGAGUGGAUCGCCCCACUGUUUGAGAAGCUAGGGUACAGCCAGCCCUGGAUCCAGGUGCCUACUUCCUGGGUUUACCUAACAGCUGCCGUGAUGGAGUAUUUGCACCUGGCCCUGAGGCCCAUCUAUAGCGUCCCUCUGCUGCUCACCCGGAGCGAGGUGCGCAGCGUGGCCGUGACGCACACCUUCCAGAUCGCCAAGGCCCGCGCCCAGCUUGGCUAUACGCCAGACAAGUUCCGCUUCGCCGACGUCGUGGAACAAUACGUGAGGUCCACGAGCCAGCGGCCCUGCGGCUGUACGGCGCGGACGCUCCUACGGCUGCUGCUUGGGCUGCUGCUUGGGCUGCUGCUGCUGCUCGGGCUGCUUGCCCUGGCCUUGCACCUGCAAGGCCUGCAACCGCCCAUCGUCUGAUGUUCGUUACGGGCCAGUCUGCUCCUGCCUCUGCUCCAUCUUCCGGGCU